GGAGGGCCCAGUGGCCGAGGCUCUUUACACAAUGACGUUUUGCUACUACUUUACACCAUGAGUCAGUCUCACAAGCCUUAUCCACAAAGCAAGAUAAUAAGCAUGAUUGUGUUCCAGCUUUACCCAUCAACGGCAACUUCGGACUCAUCAGCAAAUAGUGAACGGUCGGCAUCCGCGCGUUGUCAAAUGCCGGCUGCGUCUUUUGAUCUUCAGCCCGUGGCAUCCGACCAUAUUCAUGCACGAACUCAUUUGAUAGUUAUCUUAAAAGGCCGCAGUUACUUCUCUUUGAUAGCUCUCCCAUAAUUCCAUGUAUUGAUUUGUAUCCCUGAGAACAUUGGAUAUUCAAUUGAUUUAUUAGAGCUUUCACACCCUUCCCUAGGCCGACAUAGGAGGACAUUAUCAGGACUGCAAUUACUUAACCAGCCUAUCCAUUUCGACAAUAACUCGAAUAAUCCAUCUAAAUUAUUCUCAGCCUACCUUACUUAUCGUCAACCCGAUGGUAUCCUCAACUGCCCCUGGAAGGUCCCCGCUUUCCGGCCGGAGUACCGGGCAGCCGGCCCCGGAACUCCAACGACCAGCACCGAGAUCACUCGGGGAAGCUCUGCGAGCCGCUGGUAUGACAAUUGACGGGCCCAGCCCCGGACUUGGCUCUGAAACCCCGAGUGAAGAGGAUUACGAUGAGAAUGUUCGACCGACCCUGACAGAGCCAUCAGCUGUCCGGCAUCGUUAUGCCCAUCAUGUCCAGCCUCGACCAGAAACCAUAUCCCUGUCUGGCACUGAUUUUGAGAAACUGCAACAGGAGCCCGGGUUGCGCUUCAAGCGUCGUGACUCAGGUAUCCAUCUUGUUCUCGACGAGGAUAAUAGCCUGCAACGACUACUUAAAACCAGCUCAGAGUGGUCACAAGAAUCGACCGGUCCAAAGCAGAGACGUCGAAAGUUCGCCGAUCUUGUCUUCACUAGCCAAUUCUCAGCUUUUGACCGUCAUAGCCCAUCAGCGUCGAACAGUCCAUUUCAUGGGUUUUAUACAUUAUUUUGGCUCGCCGUUACUCUUUUCGUCUUCAAGAUCUCGGCCCAGAACUGGCAAGUCUACGGAAACCCCCUGGGAACGAACGAAAUCGUGCAGACUAUGUUCCAUCGAGAUGUUGUCGUCCUUCUUCUCUCAGAUGGCAUCAUGUGUGCCCUCACAGCAGUGACUUGGAUGAUUCAACGGCUUGUAUCUGCCAACUACCUUAACUGGGAUGGUGCUGGAUGGGUUAUACAGAAUAUGUGGCAAACGGCCUUUCUGGCUGGCGUUGUUGGCCUGACUCUCUGGCGUGACUGGCCAUGGACUCAUACUGUGUUUUUUGUACUUCAUGGCAUCGUCAUGCUGAUGAAGCAACACUCUUACGCCUUCUACAACGGUCACUUAUCGACAGUCUAUAAACAACGUGCCAAGAUAAUGAAGAAGCUUAGGCAACUAGACCUAGUUGAUCCAGCCAUGACCCCAUCGCAGACUGAACCCCCGGCGUCAGCCAUCUCAACACAACAUCUUAGUGUUACCCCUUCUGCCGAAGAGCGCCGAAAGUCCAUCUCAGCGCAUCCCGGCCAGGAAGAAAGUGAUAUAGAUAAGAUUUCACGAGCCAUUGCUUCUCAUCAGCCUUUGGACGACGAGCAAGUUGCUCUCUUUGAACGCAUCAUGAAGUGGGAGGUGGAUGCAAUGACCGACGAACUCAAGGGAACAGCAGCCACCAUAGGCAAAGCUUACCCCAACAAUCUGUCUUUCAUCGAUCACUACAAAUGGAUCCCUCUGCCAACUCUUGUUUAUGAGAUAGAAUACCCACGAUCCGAUUCUAUCGACUGGUCGUACGUAUUGGAGAAGUUUACCGCAAUGUUUGGUGUGCUAUUUGUGAUGGUUCAGGUCUCGCAGCACUCUAUUUAUCCUGUCGUCAUGAAGACGAUCGAGAUGAAGGAGAAUGGCGUACCACUGGCUGGGAGAUUUCAGGAGUUUCCAGGGUUCCUUCUCGAUCUUAUCUUCCCUUUCAUGAUGGAGUACCUGCUUGUCUGGUAUCUCAUAUGGGAAACUAUCCUAAAUAUCCUGGCCGAGUUGACAUAUUUUGCCGAUCGAAACUUUUAUGAUGCGUGGUGGAACAGCGUCUCGUGGGAUCAGUUCGCCCGGGACUGGAAUCGACCUGUUCACGUCUUUCUUCUCCGCCACGUUUAUCAUAGUUCUAUAUCAUCUCUGAAGGUCAACAAGCACACAGCCACACUGAUUACAUUCUUUCUUUCAGCCUGUGUCCACGAGCUGGUCAUGUGGUGUCUAUUUAAGAAGCUGAGAGGCUAUCUCCUGUUCCUCCAGAUGUGCCAACUACCAUUAGUAAGGCUGAGCCGCACCAAGUGGUUGCGUGGGCGCAAGACACUAGGUAACUUGAUCUUUUGGUUGGGUAUUUUUACAGGACCAAGUCUGUUAUGUAGCUUGUAUUUGAUCCUCUGAGCGUACUUCAACCGACGAUAAUUAGAAAUGUCACAUUGAUCUCUAUUCGCGAAGAAAAUCCUCACCACCUAGAC
Molecule: messenger RNA, 2544 nt
Organism: Fusarium oxysporum Fo47
Lineage: Eukaryota; Fungi; Ascomycota; Sordariomycetes; Hypocreales; Nectriaceae
Product: MBOAT, membrane-bound O-acyltransferase family-domain-containing protein
Exons: 7
Coding region: 497-2470 (657 amino acids)
Biological process (GO): ergosterol metabolic process
Cellular component (GO): endoplasmic reticulum membrane
Molecular function (GO): ergosterol O-acyltransferase activity
Source: RefSeq, a predicted model, not a curated record